AUGGGCAAUUGCUCGGGACGCCCUUACUGGGAUAAGCCUACUCGUUUCAUGCCGGAAAGGUUCAUGGGAUCUGAAGUAGACUAUAGAGGCCAACAUUUCUGGCUUCUUCUGUUUGGUUCCCCUUGCUCAGAGGGUGUGGAAAAUUUGGAUAUGAAUGAUGUUUUUGGCCUCGCACUGCUGAGAGAAACACCACUUCUUGCUGUCCCAAAGAAGCUGAGCUGA
This is a messenger RNA of Ilex paraguariensis (yerba mate), 222 nucleotides long. The record is from the annotation of a GenBank genome assembly. Lineage: Eukaryota; Viridiplantae; Streptophyta; Magnoliopsida; Aquifoliales; Aquifoliaceae.